Molecule: messenger RNA, 492 nt
Organism: Penicillium verhagenii
Lineage: Eukaryota; Fungi; Ascomycota; Eurotiomycetes; Eurotiales; Aspergillaceae
Exons: 1
Coding region: 1-492 (163 amino acids)
Source: RefSeq, a predicted model, not a curated record
AUGGCCUCUUCUACUACUCCAUUGGUCUUUGAGUCCAAUGCAUUGUACAUCGCCAUCCUUGACCGGGGAGAUACAUAUCUCUUCCACUGGGAACUUUACCUUGCAAAGACAGCGACAGAAGGAAUAGUCUUCCACGUCACCAAUGACACGGAUAAGACGACUUGGGAGUACAAGCAAACAUCAACGAGCGAGAUGCCCCAACUCCGCCGACUGCUACUGGCACUGAAGAUCGGGUCGGUGGAGCCGGUCCUACACAACGCAUUAUCAAAUCGACUCGCCUCGAUUACACUCUCUCCAUUUUCAUCACGAUUCAGUGAGCAUCUGAACUGCCGGGUCUGGGUGAAGGAGGCAUUGUUCGUCAUGGAUGAUGAGGGGUAUGUCAAUUUGAGCAAAGGCCCGGGUGAGAUUGAGGAGGAAGCGAGAUAUCUCGCUAUGCUGAAUAAGAGUAAAUCCGAGCGCAAGGUGAUUCGGAGUAAGAUGUGCAUGUCUUGA